Andrographis paniculata is the source of this 1720-nucleotide messenger RNA. RefSeq names its product 3-ketoacyl-CoA synthase 6-like. NCBI's taxonomy places the organism in Eukaryota, Viridiplantae, Streptophyta, Magnoliopsida, Lamiales, Acanthaceae. Gene Ontology annotation, molecular function: acyltransferase activity, transferring groups other than amino-acyl groups. Bases 41 to 1555 code for a protein of 504 amino acids. The record is from RefSeq and is a predicted model, not a curated record. Gene Ontology annotation, cellular component: membrane. Gene Ontology annotation, biological process: fatty acid biosynthetic process. The transcript has a single exon.
UUCACCUGCAAAUUAAAUUAAGUUCCCCCAAUUUUUCACCAUGCCUACUUCUUCUUCUUCUUCUUCUUCAUCCCUCCCACAUUUUUCCAAAUCAGUGAAGCUCAAGUAUGUCAAAUUGGGGUAUCAGUAUCUCGUGAACAACUUCCUCUCCCUCCUCCUCGUGCCCAUCAUGCUCGCACUUGGAAUCCAGGUCUUCCAGGCCGGCCCCGACAAACUCCUCCGCCUCUACAGAGAUUCCAUGAAUUUGACCUCACUCCAGAUCAUCUGCUGCCUCUUCAUCAUCGUUUACGCCCUAACCCUUUUCAUCGUGUCCAGGCCCCGCACAAUCUACCUCGUCGACUAUGCCCUGUUCAAGCCCCCCAGGAGCUUCCGGGUUUCAUUCGCCGGCUUCAUGGAGCACGCCAAAAUGGCGCUCUUCACGGAGCCCAAGAGUGUGCAUUUCCAGAUGAAGAUCCUUGAGCGCUCGGGGCUCGGGGAGGAGACGUGCUUGCCCCCUGCUCUCCGCUACAUCCCUCCCUCGCCGACCAUGGCGCUCGCCAGGGAAGAGGCGGAGAUGGUCAUCUUCUCCUGUAUGGAUUCCCUGUUCCAGAAGACCGGCCUGAAGCCCAAAGACGUCGACAUUCUGGUGCUCAACUGCAGCCUGUUUUCGCCGACGCCGUCCCUGACGGCGAUGGUGAUCAACAAGUACAAGAUGAGAAGCAACAUCAAGAGCUUCAACCUGUCCGGGAUGGGAUGCAGCGCCGGCCUCAUAUCCAUCGAUUUGGCCGCCGACCUUCUCCGCCACCACCCCAACUCCAAUGCCGUCGUCAUCAGCACCGAAAUCCUCACCCCGAACAGCUACAUGGGGAAGGAACGAGCCAUGCUCCUCCCCAACUGCCUCUUCAGAAUGGGCGGCGCCGCCAUUCUGCUCUCCAAUCGCCGCGCCGACAGCCGCCGCGCCAAGUACCGGCUGUCGCAUAUCGUCCGGACCCACAAGGGCGGAGACGAUAAAUCAUACCGAUGCAUAGCGCAGGAGGAGGAUCCAGAUGGCCACGUGGGGAUCAAACUGAACAUCGAUUUAAUGGCGAUCGCAGGGGAGGCGUUGAAAUCGAACAUAACCACAAUCGGGCCCCUCGUCCUCCCGGCAUCGGAGCAGCUCCUCUUCGCCUUCUCCCUGAUCGGACGGAAAAUCAUCAACGCAAAGUGGAAGCCAUACAUCCCGGACUUCAAGCAGGCGUUCGAGCACUUCUGCAUCCACGCCGGCGGGAGGGCGGUGAUCGACGAGCUGCAGAAAAGCCUGGAUCUGACGGAGGAGCACGUGGAGGCGUCGAGGAUGGCGCUGCACCGGUUCGGGAACACGUCAUCGUCGUCGCUGUGGUACGAGCUGAGCUACAUCGAGUCCAAGGGGAGGAUGAAGAGAGGAGACAGGGUGUGGCAGAUAGGGUUCGGGAGUGGGUUCAAGUGCAACAGCGCCGUCUGGAAGUGCAACCGCACCAUUAAGACGCCCGUCGAGGGGCCCUGGGCGGACUGCAUCCACAACUAUCCCGUUCACAUCCCCGAAGUCGUCAAGCUUUGAUUUGAUUUGAUUUGACUUGACUCGAUCGAUUCUUACUUUUUUAUUUAUUGUUACCACAAUUUUAUCUUGUCAAUCUUAAAAUUUCUCUUAAAAGAAUUAUGUCCAAUAAAAUGUAAUAUUCUCUCAAGGGGAGGGGAGUAGUACGUUCCAGAGUUUAUAGUGACA